Morchella importuna is the source of this 1173-nucleotide messenger RNA. RefSeq lists its product as uncharacterized. Gene Ontology annotation, molecular function: protein-cysteine S-palmitoyltransferase activity. Bases 1 to 1173 code for a protein of 390 amino acids. Gene Ontology annotation, cellular component: endoplasmic reticulum; Golgi apparatus. Gene Ontology annotation, biological process: peptidyl-L-cysteine S-palmitoylation; protein targeting to membrane. The record is from RefSeq and is a predicted model, not a curated record. Lineage: Eukaryota; Fungi; Ascomycota; Pezizomycetes; Pezizales; Morchellaceae. The transcript is spliced from 7 exons.
AUGGGCGCAGUUCGGGACGUCGCAGUUGUGGUCCUUGGGAUAUCGCUUCUGGUAUUUAUUGCGCUAUUCGGGCAUGUCCCAGGAUUAAGAAAUACGCCAAUAGGGUUUGCGCACCGGUUCCUAUGGAAAACUAUUCCGAGAUGGUUUUUCGCUCUCGACAGGGCGGUAACCUGCGGUCGCCUUGGUCCCGUACUUAUGGGAACCGGGGACUAUCUUAUGAAUGAAAAACAUCCAAUCAUUAUGGCGUUUUACUUGACACUUGUAACCGGUGGGAUAUACAUGUUCACCAAAGAUGGCUGGAAGCAUCUAUCACUGAUUCAUAGAAUGUGCAUCCCAAUGGUAGCAACACUUCCAUAUAUAACUAUGUAUCUUGCUGCUACUUCGGAUCCAGGCUUUAUUACCCCGGAGAAUCACCAACGGUCCCUACAAUGCUAUCCAUACGACCACCUUAAUUUCAGACCUGGAAACAUAUGCCGAACUUGUCAGUUAGCAAAGCCGGCACGAUCUAAACAUUGUUCUAUCUGCAAGCACUGCAUAGCAAAGCAUGAUCAUCAUUGUGUUUGGAUAAAUAACUGCGUAGGACAGCUCAAUACGCGCCACUUCCUCGCAUUCCUCGCCGCAACAAAUAUCCUUUUAAGUUAUGGUUUAUACCUCUCAUUCAGCAUAAUUCAGUCUUUCAUAGUCCGGGCCCUAAUACCAUCCCAAAUCGCCAUCGGGACUCUCCCGUGGUCUGUUUAUCUCCAUCUCUUUGGCAUUGCCAUAGUUGAAGAAAUAUACAUCGGUGCUGUAUUCCUUCUUUGCGCGUUGACCGGCGUACUAUCAUUUGCAUUCACAACUUACCACCUGUACCUAAUCUGGGCUGGCACAACCACCAACGAGACGAUCAAGUGGUCUGACUGGCGCGAUGACAUAAAAAAUGGCGACAUCUUACUCGCCGACCCCGAGGAAGAUGAUGAUAUAACAGAGCUCGAUGCAGACGAGAUGUGUCGUGACUGGCCACGAGUCACGACACAGCUAUUCUACCGUAUUGACCCCACAAAUAGGGGGGAUAUACCAAGGGGCAUAAUAUGGCGCCGUGUCCAAGGACUCGGGGAAAUUGAUAAUAUCUAUGAUUUGGGGUGGGGGAGCAACUUUAGGGAUGCCCUCUGGCCGAGGGACUUUAAUGCUAGAUGA